Periconia digitata is the source of this 448-nucleotide messenger RNA. NCBI's taxonomy places the organism in Eukaryota, Fungi, Ascomycota, Dothideomycetes, Pleosporales, Periconiaceae. The record is from the annotation of a GenBank genome assembly.
CCACCCGGGCAUUGAAGUGACCUUCAGGAACCCCGUCUUCUGGUCUGCAAACAACCACUACUCCUCAUCCUGUUCCAAACACAAGCAGAAGUUGCUCAACAUGUCUAUGGGGUCAAUGGAUAUCAAUCCCGUGUGGUAUCAGUAUCAGACGAACGAUCCAUACCGCGUAGAUAUCGGAGGAAAACGCUACCAGCUAGCACGAUCGUCUUUUGAUGCGGCCCCAAAGUCUCUCAGGAAUCAACUUACCAGUCGCUGCUUUUCAAACGACGUUUUCCAGCCCACAAAAAAACAUCAUCAAGCCAUCUUCAUGUACAUGAUCGAUGGGACUUUACCCAACGACAAUAUUGAGACUUGCAAUGAGGUUCUUCACAUCGCUAAUCAACACAAAUGGAGCACCCUUGCGACGGAAGUCACGGAGGUGAUCGCACAGUGCGCAAACGAGAAGUGA